This is a messenger RNA of Chaetura pelagica (chimney swift), 708 nucleotides long. It is a transcript of the gene BAK1, whose product is annotated as BCL2-antagonist/killer 1. Gene Ontology annotation, biological process: extrinsic apoptotic signaling pathway in absence of ligand; regulation of apoptotic process; intrinsic apoptotic signaling pathway in response to DNA damage. Gene Ontology annotation, cellular component: mitochondrial outer membrane. The record is from RefSeq and is a predicted model, not a curated record. Gene Ontology annotation, molecular function: protein heterodimerization activity; protein homodimerization activity. Lineage: Eukaryota; Metazoa; Chordata; Aves; Apodiformes; Apodidae. The transcript is spliced from 6 exons. Bases 1 to 708 code for a protein of 235 amino acids.
AUGGCGAGAACCAGGAAUGACCCAGAGGGGGGUGAAGCUGAUACUCCCAAGCAUCUCUCUGCAAUGGCCUCAGGGAAGGGGGGUGACCCGCGGGGACCCCGGGGCGGCGGCGGCCGCAGGAUGUCACAGGAGCCCAACUCAGAAGACCAGGUGGCAGAGGAGACAGAGGAGGUGUUUCGGAGCUACGCCUUCCACCGCUACCAGCAGGAGAGGGAGGAGAGAGGGGAGGAAAUGCCUGUGGACCCAGAGAUUGUGGAGAUCCAGCAGGAGCUGGGCAGCAUCGGGAGCCAGGUGGGGAAGCGUUUGGCCAUCAUCGGUGACGACAUCAACGAGCGGUACGACGCCGAGUUCCGCUACAUGCUGCAGUCCUUGCAGCCCACCAGGGAUAAUGCCUACGAGUACUUCACCAGAAUAGCCUCCAGCUUGUUUGAGAGCGGCAUCAACUGGGGGCGGGUGAUCGCGCUGCUGGGCUUCGGGUACCGCAUGGCCCUGCACGUCUACCAGCAGGGCAUCCCGGGCUUCCUGCGCAGGAUCGCCCGCUACGUCGCCGAGUUCAUGCUCCGCAACCGCAUCGCCCGCUGGAUCGCCCAGCAGGGAGGAUGGGUGGCUGCACUCGAUCUGGACAAUGUUUACAUGAAGUACAUGCUGGUGGUGGUGGCCCUGGUCAUGGUGGGGCACUUAGUGGUACGACGCUUCUUCAGGUCCUGA